AUGCCGUUGCUACGAACCUUGCUCCUUCUACUUGUCUUCUAUGCUGCCGUGUCCGGCGCGCCAUCUCCUCCUCCAGUGCCGGGGCCGCCGGAGCCGAACAACUGCCCUGACAAGUGUGGGGACAUAGACAUCCCCUACCCAUUCGGCAUCGGCCCCAGGUGCUCGAUGUCCGACCGCUUCGUCCUCAGGUGCAACGAGACGACGAGUCCCCCCACCCUUCUCAAGGGAAGCGCCAAGAUCGCCAACAUAUCGCUGGAGACGGCGCAGAUGGUGAUAUACACCUACCUGACCUACAAGUGCCGCGUGCCGGGCGGCAACAAUACUAUCGAGGACACGACGCAGAGCAUGAACCUUAGAGUCGGCGACCCGUUCCUGAUCUCACCGUCGGAGAAUGUGUUCACGGCCAUCGAGUGCAGCUUGACGGCCAGGCUCAAAGGCAGCAGCAAGGCCACCGCCGCCUACCUCACCGGCUGCAUCACGACGUGCGCCAGGGUCAACAACACCGGGGACGACGGCACGCCCUGCAGGGGACACGGCUGCUGCCACGCCUUGCUCACGCCCGGCCUCAAGAAAGUUAGCUUGGUGUGGGACGUGAACGAGCAAGGCGCACGUCCUGUGUCUGGCAAUCUGUGCCAGUAUGCCUUCAUCGCUACCAAAGGCUGGUACAAUUUCAAAAAAAGUGACCUGACUGGGAAUAUGACAUUCCUCAAUAGACUUGGAGGCGACAGAGUCAUUCCAGUUGUUCUUGACUGGGCAAUUAGGAAUGGAACAUGCCCAUCGGCGCCAAAAGGGGAUAACAAUGAGAAUCUUUCCGAUGGCGCUUGUGCUAGCACCCAGAGCUACUGUGUAAAUGCCAGUAAUGGAGAACAUGGCUAUUUCUGCAGAUGCUCCAAGGGAUACACCGAUAUUAAUGAGUGCGAGCUGCGGAGAUCCCCAAACUCAACAAUGUACAAGAACAUGUAUCCUUGUCACGGCGGGACAUGCCAUGAUAGAGAAGGAACAAUCGGUGCCAUUGCAUUACUCGUUGUGCUACUAAUAUUCUUACACAUGGAACGCGAGAAAAGAAAGCUGAGGGACCGGUUCAAUAAGAACGGUGGAGAGUUACUCAAAAGUCUCAAGAUCGAGAUCUUCACAAAGGAGAAGCUAGACCACAUCACACAUAACUACUGUGACAUCAUCGGCCAAGGCGGCUUCGGCAAGGUCUACAAGGGAACCAUCGACGCUGGAGACAGUGCACAGGUCGCCGUGAAAUGCUCGAUUCCCAUCAACCAGGACUGGAAGAAGGAGUCCUUCGCGAAUGAGAUCAAGAUCCAGUCCAAUAUCAGCCACCGGAACCUGGUCCAGUUGCUAGGAUGUUGCCUGGAGACGGAGGUGCCCAUGCUGGUCUACGAGUUUGUGCCCAGGGGGAGCCUCCACGACGUACUCCACGGCGAUAAUAAGAACCCUCUCCCGUUGGAAAAACGCCUGGAUAUCGCCAUCUACUCAGUGGUUGCCCUCGGAUACAUGCACUCGGAGGCGAGCCAGAGGACCAUCCUCCAUGGAGACGUGAAGUCGGGCAACAUCCUCCUGGAUGACGGGUUCGCGCCCAAGGUGUCAGACUUCGGGACGUCGAGGCUCAUGUCCAUCGACAAGGACCAUACCAACUGGGUGGUCGGGGACAGCAGCUACAUCGACCCCGUGUACAUGAAGACCGGGCUGCUCACCGAGAAAAGCGACGUGUACAGCUUCGGCAUCGUACUAUUGGAGCUCAUGACCAGGAAAAAAGCAAGGUAUGACGGGAACCAGAGCCUGCCACUGGAUUAUGUCAAGGCUUCCAUGGGCGGGGCGGCGAGGGAGAUGUUUGAUCCGGAGGUUGCCUCGGGUGCGAAGGAGAACGAGGAGUGCCUCGAGGAGGUGGGCAAGAUCGCGGUGCAGUGUCUUAAGGAUGAUGUGAACGACAGGCCCACCAUGAGUGAAGUGGCUGAGAGACUUAAAAUAUGUAAGUGCCGGUGGUUGGAGUAUGACAGGGAGACGAAUGAGAUAUGCACUUAG
Triticum aestivum (bread wheat) is the source of this 2031-nucleotide messenger RNA. RefSeq names its product wall-associated receptor kinase 2-like. Lineage: Eukaryota; Viridiplantae; Streptophyta; Magnoliopsida; Poales; Poaceae. The record is from RefSeq and is a predicted model, not a curated record. Bases 1 to 2031 code for a protein of 676 amino acids. Gene Ontology annotation, molecular function: protein serine/threonine kinase activity; ATP binding; polysaccharide binding. Gene Ontology annotation, cellular component: plasma membrane. The transcript is spliced from 4 exons. Gene Ontology annotation, biological process: cell surface receptor signaling pathway; protein phosphorylation.